CUGGAUCAGCAGCGGCCGGUAUCAUUUCGUCUGAGAAACGUGCUGCUUUCCUCGGUGCUGGAUUGCUGGUCAUCUAUCAACUGUCCGUUGUUUUGGCAUUUGGCACCAAUUUACCGGCGUUAUUUGACACGGCAUUCUUUGAGUGUGAAGAUCAUCAUCUCCUCCAUUUACCUCGUACUCUCGUUGGCGUUCUUCUGCAACGUCGCCGUGACGGUGAUCGUCGGCAACAUCCUCAUCAAGGCUCACGGCACACUUGCACACCCUCAGAUGUUCGUCUACAUUCUAUUCUUAAGCAUGGUAGACGCGCUGGUGCUGAUGCAUCUGCCGCUGGUAAUUGUCGACAUCAUUACCAACAAAUGGGCAUUCGGCAGAGUUAUGUGUAAAGUGUAUUGGACGCUGGAAAACAUCGGUAAGGUACUGUCGACGUUUGUGCUAACGGCGGUCAGCGCUGACCGUUACCUGGUCGUUUGUCAUCCGAACCGUUUCGUAUGGAUGCACACGGUCCGGGCGGCCAUGUUGAUGCUGUUCGGCAGCACGACGGCCACCAUCCUGUUGUUGUACCCGAUCUACGUACACAGCGACGUGGUCAUCAUCCAGUUGAUCCAGAACGAGACAGUCGCCAAGUGCGUCUUCGCCUGGGAGUCGGACAACGAGUGCAAGUUCGUUCUUUAUAUAUUCUCGCUUGGCUACUUCACACCCCUCUGUCUGAAGGCGUACUUCUACACGAACAUCAUCCUGUCCAUCCGAAGGAGCAGCAAGGUAAUUCGCAUGAACACGGGCCGAGAACGCCAGAUCCGUAAGCUAACCUUCCGUGUUUUGACCUUGGUUGUCUUCUACUUCUUCUGCUGGACGCCAUACUGGACGAUUACCUUCCUCAUAUGUUACACCGAGAUUCAAUUCAGCAAAUGGUGGGUGGUAGGCUUUUAUUCGGUCUACGUUUUGGCCUACCUGAACUCGGCCAUAAACCCACUGUUGUACGCCCUGCUGAACAUGGAGCUACGCAGGCAACAUUCUUUCGUCUCCCAGCGCAAUUCUCGACUCGGCUACGAGAGGACCAGGCUAUUCGUUGAAAGCAAUGAAUUUCACAACAGCCACCCACAAACGUCAUCUCAGGAGUCAGAUCAUUUUUGA
Soboliphyme baturini is the source of this 1131-nucleotide messenger RNA. The record is from the annotation of a GenBank genome assembly. NCBI's taxonomy places the organism in Eukaryota, Metazoa, Nematoda, Enoplea, Dioctophymatida, Soboliphymatidae.